AUUUCUCUCCACGAUCUCAUACAAAAACGAGGGCAGGGGCCUAACCUAUAAGUCAUUGAAUUUAUUAUACAAGUAAUUAAAGAUGCAGUAGUAGUGAUAAAGGGAAGUCUGCAUUUGACCCUUAUCAGAUUCAGAUCCUUCUGUACAAAUUUGGAAUAUCGCAAUGCCCUUGGGUGUGUGUUAGGUGGGGCGACGGGUGGAGGUGGUGAUUAUGAUUAUGAUGAUGAUGAUGAUGUAUUUGAGAGUGAUGUUGGUGGUGGCGCUGCUGCUGCUGCUGCUGCUGAGUGGGGGUGGCGCUGCCCAGAGAGAAGGGGCCGCCCAUGGUGUUCAUAAACACCAGGCACCGUGGAGGAUCCACACUCUAUUCUCGGUGGAAUGCCAGAACUAUUUCGAUUGGCAGACGGUUGGGCUUAUGCACAGCUUCAAGAAGUCCCGCCAGCCCGGCCCCAUUACCAGGCUUCUCAGCUGCACCCAAGAGGAGCGGAAGACCUACCGAGGAAUGGACUUGGCUCCCACUUUCGAGGUGCCUUCCAUGAGCAGGCACCCCAAGACUGGUGACUGGUAUCCUGCAAUUAACAAACCAGCUGGUAUUGUCCAUUGGCUUAAGCACAGUAAAGAUGCACAAAAUGUUGAUUGGGUUGUGAUCUUAGAUGCAGACAUGAUAAUACGAGGUCCAAUAAUUCCCUGGGAGCUUGGUGCCGAGAAGGGAAGGCCAGUAGCUGCAUAUUAUGGGUAUUUGGUUGGUUGUGACAAUAUUCUUGCUAAAUUGCAUACGAAGCAUCCUGAACUCUGUGACAAGGUUGGCGGGCUUUUAGUUAUGCACAUAGACGAUCUUCGAGCUUUGGCACCCAUGUGGCUUUCAAAAAGUGAAGAAGUACGAGAAGAUAGAGCUCAUUGGGCAACCAAUUAUACAGGAGAUAUAUAUGGUCAAGGGUGGAUAAGUGAGAUGUAUGGAUAUUCCUUUGGUGCUGCAGAGGUAGGACUUCGACACAAGAUAAACAAUAACCUGAUGAUCUAUCCAGGCUAUAUUCCACUAGAUGGUGUUGAGCCAAUCCUCAUGCACUAUGGCUUGCCAUUUCGUGUUGGGAACUGGUCAUUCAGUAAAUUGGAUCACCACGAGGACAACAUUGUUUAUGAUUGUGGUCGGCUUUUUCCUGAACCUCCAUAUCCAAGAGAGGUAAAUCAACUUGAAACUGCUCCAGAUAAGAGGAGAGCACUAUUCCUGAACAUAGAAUGCAUCAAUACCUUGAAUGAAGGUCUUCUGUUACAGCAUGCAACCUAUGGCUGUCCCAAACCAAAAUGGUCAAAAUAUUUGAGUUUCUUAAGGAGCAAAGCAUUUGCAGAACUUACCGGGCCGAAACUUUUGACUCCCAAAACUCUUCAAAUGAUGGAUGAGGACCGUGCUCAAGUUGUUGAUGAGCCACACGUUCAAGUUGUUGAUGAACCCAUAAAGCCACACCCCAAAAUUCACACCAUUUUCUCCACAGAAUGUAAUUCUUACUUUGAUUGGCAAACUGUAGGCCUUGUGCACAGUUUUCAGCUGAGUGGCCAGCCUGGGAAUAUAACAAGACUUCUCAGCUGCAACGAUGAAGAUUUGAAACAAUAUAAAGGACAUCACUUGGCUCCCACUCAUUAUGUUCCAUCCAUGAGCCGGCAUCCAUUAACAGGCGAUUGGUAUCCAGCUAUUAAUAAGCCUGCUGCAGUUCUUCAUUGGCUUAAUCAUGUAAAAACAGAUGCAGAAUAUAUAGUAAUCCUUGAUGCUGACAUGAUUAUGCGGGGACCAAUUACCCCAUGGGAGUUCAAAGCUGCACGUGGUAGACCAGUUUCAACUCCCUAUGGUUACCUGAUUGGGUGCGAUAAUGAGCUUGCAAAGCUCCACACUCGCCAUCCUGAAGCAUGUGACAAGGUUGGAGGUGUGAUCAUUAUGCAUAUAAAUGAUCUUCGAAAAUUUGCUCUGCUGUGGCUCCACAAAACUGAGGAGGUCCGAGCUGACAGAUCUCACUGGUCUAGAAAUAUUACUGGAGAUGUCUAUGAGUCUGGAUGGAUUAGUGAAAUGUAUGGCUACUCCUUUGGUGCUGCAGAGUUAAAUCUGAGGCAUCAGAUAAGCAAUGAGAUUUUGAUAUAUCCAGGUUAUGUUCCUGUACCUGGUGUCAAGUAUAGGGUAUUCCACUAUGGCUUGGAAUUUAGAGUUGGAAACUGGACCUUUGAUAAAGCAAACUGGAUUCAUACUGAUGUCGUAAAUAGCUGCGGGGCUAAAUUUCCUGACCCUCCUGACCCAUCAACACUUGACCAUUCUGAUGAUGAUUCACUGCAGCGUGACCUGCUAAGUAUAGAGUGUGUUAAGACACUGAAUGAAGCUCUACACUUGCACCAUGAGAGAAGCAAAUGCAAUGUUCGUAGUCCCCAGACCAUUUCAAAUCAGGAUUCUAGUGAAACUACAAUCUCAAGGAAGUUUGGAAAAUUUGAGGAGGUUCAUAACUUGACAUAUAAUACCACAACAACGAACAACUCCGAGGAGAUAUCUCCACCUGAAGAGCCAAACCAAACGUUUAGCUCAAUGAGGUUCUGGAUAAUUUCUCUAUGGGCCUUUUCAAUCUUGGGUUUUGUGAUCAUUAUGUCUGUGAUGCUUUCAGGUCGUAAAGGACAGAAAAAAAGAGGCAAGGUUUAUAAGCCCAAAAGAAGAUCGUCGUACUCAGGAUUUUGGGAUACAAAUGGGCAUGAUAGGCAUCUUCGAAGUGGUGAAAUGUCAUAGUUUAAGAUCCUAGAAAUAUGUCUAUAAUACGAUGAUUGCCUGAUGAUGCAUGAGUUACUGAAAAUCUGAAACAGAAGGGAGGCACCGCACAGGUGGAAGUCUGCUGACAUGGAAAUGCAGCGUCCUUUUUCUGGGAGGAGGAUUCUAGCUUUCAGAUGUUCAUAUCAGGUAUAACCGGAUAAUGCAUUGAUUUGGUAAGGAGCCUUUUCUGAAUUCGAAAAUCUUGUGAAAAAUGCACUCUGCCUUGUUCUGGAUAUUCUGGCAUCUCCAUAGGUUUUAUUUGAAAUGUUGUUUUAGACAAAGUUCACUUCCAACUGUACAAUUCCUUAAAACUGACGGGAAAAAGAAAAAGGAAUAAUGAAACUAGGUUUGAGAGUUGAAAAAAGUAUAUGAUAAGAGAGAGAGAGAGAAUAAAAGCUUCCAGAAAAAUUUUAUUUUUGUAGUACAUUCAGAAGUUUGCAGAUGUAUGCGUCUGUAUUUGUUCGUUGCUGUAUCUUGUUAUACGGGUGUAAUAACUUUCUUCCUAGGCCUGUUUUCUAUGCUUCAACCCAGAUUGCUAUUUAAAUCAGUUAGGCUAUCGUCUGUUGAAUUUAGGGCAAGGAUUUUUUGUUUUCUGGUUCA
Molecule: messenger RNA, 3373 nt
Organism: Coffea eugenioides
Lineage: Eukaryota; Viridiplantae; Streptophyta; Magnoliopsida; Gentianales; Rubiaceae
Product: peptidyl serine alpha-galactosyltransferase
Exons: 8
Coding region: 212-2752 (846 amino acids)
Molecular function (GO): glycosyltransferase activity
Source: RefSeq, a predicted model, not a curated record